AUGGCGUUCGGCGAAAUUGUAGGCACGUCGUUGGAGGUCCCGCGAGUGCCGUCGACGCUGCGAGUGCUGGUGCGGGAUGGCGGGCGUCCCUUCGACGUGGAUCAGCAGCUGCUGCAGCGAAAACAGGCUCUCGCGCGGCGAAGCAGCUCAGCUGGCGCCACGUCAGCAGAAGCAGGCCACGUGGCACCAGCAGUGGGUGCCACGUCACUGGCACAGAGACUGGUUCCCGAGUGGGAGAAAGCCCCAGCUAGUGUGCGAGAGGCGUACGAGUCGUUCCUAGUGGCCGUCCAAUCACUGCUCGCCACGGAGGUCUCUUCUGCCGACCUGCACGAGGCAGCAGGGGCGGCGUUUGACUGCAUUGACCGCCAGCUCAGAGCGAUUCGGGCGAAGCAGGCAGGGGAAGGGGCUGCAGGAGAGGAGGGAGGCCACUCGGAUGGUCUUGCCGGGGCCUUGAGUGAGGCAGAUUCGCUCUCUGAAUCAGAUCUGGGCAGCAUAAGGUGGGUGUGGGCUUCAGAUUCCCCCAUGUUUGGGGCGGACGUGCCGUUUCAGGUGCCUGGUGCCGGCCUAGAUGGUAACCAGCUGCUGCAGCAGUUCUGGGAGGAGGCCAGGGCCCGCACUCAGGCGCGGGCUCAGGUGGAUUCUCAGGUGGAUUUUCAGGUGCCAGCACAGGUGCAGGCCAAUGCGCCAGAGAACCGUUCCAUGUAUGAAACGGCUGAAUCAGGGGGCAGUAAGGAUCAGGAGGAGGGUCCUCGGGACCUGCGGUGGCUGCACCAGUCGUGUGUGGAGGCGGCUCAGUGGGGGGGAGGCGCGCAGCUGACUGCUGACGAGCUGUCGCUGGCUGUGCUGAAGCUCAUGCAAUCCCCGGGGUCUGGAGAUGAGAUGUUCUUUCAUGUUGUCUCUCGCUGUCAUCUCUCUCUGUGUCCGCCUUCCUCCUUGCUUCCCUUCCCACCACACUUCCCUCCCCCCUUUCCCACCACACUUCCCUCCCCCCUUUCCCACCACACUUCCCUCCCCCCUUUCCCACCACACUUCCCUCCCCCCUUUCCCACCACACUUCCCUCCCCCCUUUCCCACCACACUUCCCUCCCCCCUUUCCCACCACACUUCCCUCCCCCCUUUCCCACCACACUUCCCUCCCCCCUUUCCCACCACACUUCCCUCCCCCCUUUCCCACCACACUUCCCUCCCCCCUUUCCCACCACACUUCCCCCCCCCUUUCCCACCACACUUCCCUCCCCCCUUUCCCACCACACUUCCCUCCCCCCUUUCCCACCACACUUCCCUCCCCCCUUUCCCACCACACUUCCCUCCCCCCUUUCCCACCACACUUCCCUCCCCCCUUUCCCACCACACUUCCCUCCCCCCUUUCCCACCACACUUCCCUCCCCCCUUUCCCACCACACUUCCCUCCCCCCUUUCCCACCACACUUCCCUCCCCCCUUUCCCACCACACUUCCCUCCCCCCUUUCCCACCACACUUCCCUCCCCCCUUUCCCACCACACUUCCCUCCCCCCUUUCCCACCACACUUCCCUCCCCCCUUUCCCACCACACUUCCCUCCCCCCUUUCCCACCACACUUCCCUCCCCCCUUUCCCACCACACUUCCCUCCCCCCUUUCCCACCACACUUCCCUCCCCCCUUUCCCACCACACUUCCCUCCCCCCUUUCCCACCACACUUCCCUCCCCCCUUUCCCACCACACUUCCCUCCCCCUUUCCCACCACACUUCCCUCCCCCCUUUCCCACCACACUUCCCUCCCCCCUUUCCCACCACACUUCCCUCCCCCCUUUCCCACCACACUUCCCUCCCCCCUUUCCCACCACACUUCCCUCCCCCCUUUCCCACCACACUUCCCUCCCCCCUUUCCCACCACACUUCCCUCCCCCCUUUCCCACCACACUUCCCUCCCCCCUUUCCCACCACACUUCCCUCCCCCCUUUCCCACCACACUUCCCUCCCCCCUUUCCCACCACACUUCCCUCCCCCCUUUCCCACCACACUUCCCUCCCCCCUUUCCCACCACACUUCCCUCCCCCCUUUCCCACCACACUUCCCUCCCCCCUUUCCCACCACACUUCCCUCCCCCCUUUCCCACCACACUUCCCUCCCCCCUUUCCCACCACACUUCCCUCCCCCCUUUCCCACCACACUUCCCUCCCCCCUUUCCCACCACACUUCCCUCCCCCCUUUCCCACCACACUUCCCUCCCCCCUUUCCCACCACACUUCCCUCCCCCCUUUCCCACCACACUUCCCUCCCCCCUUUCCCACCACACUUCCCUCCCCCCUUUCCCACCACACUUCCCUCCCCCCUUUCCCACCAGCAUUGCAAGUCAGCGCUCUCAGCUUUAAAAGAGGCAGUGGAGGCGGAUGCAGGGGGCAGCGCCAGCAGCAACAGCCACAUGCAGCACGGCGCUACAGUGACCGUGCAGACCGAGUCAGAGAAACAGCUGGAGAAGCAACACAGUGUACCUCUGUACUUCCCCUUCCCAUCCGCCCUUCUCCCUCCCCUCAUCCGCCCAACUUCCCCCCUUCCCGCCUUUUCCACCAGCAUCGCAAGCGGCACCAGCAACAGCCACAUGCGGCACGGUGCAACCGUGACCGUGCAGACCGAAUCAGAGAAACAACUGGAGAAGCUCCGGAAGAAAGAGGACAAGAAAAUCGCCCGUGCCGCAGCAAAAACCGGAGGGGGAGGUGGAGUGGGGGGAGGAGCGGGGAGAGGGGGGGUAGAGGGGGAGCUUGCAUGGUUGCUCGGCGCAGGGGGGUUCUCAGCGCUGGUAGAGGCUGGGGAGAAUAAAACCGGAGGGUUGAUUGAUGCCCUGAUUGGCACAGGGGAUGAUGCUGUGCCGGUCAGAGCGCUGCCUGUGGGGACUAAGAGGAAGGCUUUUAAAGGGUAUGAGGAGGUGCAUGUGCCGCCAGCAGUAACGGAGGGGGGCGCGGGGAGAGCACAGGAGCGGCUGGUGAGAGUUGGUGAGAUGGAACCGUUUGCUCAGAAGGCGUUUGAGGGAUUUCAGACGCUCAACCGCAUUCAGAGCCGCAUCUACCAACGAGCCUUCUUCUCUAAUGAGAAUCUCCUGGUGUGUGCGCCCACUGGAGCUGGCAAGACCAACAUUGCGAUGAUCACAAUUCUGCAUGAGGUGGGAGCCAACUUCAAGAACGGGGUGCUGCAGAAGAACGACUUCAAGAUCGUCUACGUUGCUCCCAUGAAGGCGCUAGCAGCAGAGAUGGCAGCAGCUUUUGGGCGGCGGCUGGCUCCUUUGGGCCUGGCAGUGAGAGAGCUGACUGGCGACAUGCAGCUGACCAAGAGGGAGAUGGAAGAGACGCAGAUGAUCGUGACAACCCCUGAGAAGUGGGAUGUAAUCACGAGAAAGAGCUCUGAUGUAUCCAUGGCGUCGCUGGUGCGCCUGCUCGUGAUCGACGAGGUGCAUCUGCUGAAUGACGACCGUGGGCCUGUGAUCGAGACGCUCGUGGCGCGCACCUUGAGACAGGUGGAGAGCUCGCAGAGCAUGAUUCGCAUCGUGGGCCUCUCGGCAACACUGCCCAACUACACUGAGGUGGCUCAGUUCCUGCGAGUCAACCUGGACACGGGGCUCUUCUAUUUCAACGCCUCCUACCGCCCCGUGCCGCUCUCUCAGCAGUACAUUGGCGUUUCUGAGCCCAACUUUGCUCGGCGCAACACCCUUAUGCACGAGAUUGCAUACGAGAAGGCAAUGAAUGCGGUGAAGAAUGGGAAGCAGGCAAUGGUGUUUGUGCACUCUCGGAAGGACACCGUUAAGACCGCAAGAAUACUGAUGGAGACGGCGCAGAGGAACGGGGAGGUAGAGCUGUUCAAUCCACAAGAACAGCCGCAGUACAAACUCAUGGAGAAGGACGUGAUGAGGUCGCGCAACAGGGAGAUGGGGGAGCUUUUUCAGGCUGGUUUCGGCAUCCACCACGCUGGCAUGCUGCGCCCGGACCGCUCGCUCACAGAGAAGCUCUUCAGCAUGGGGCUCAUCAAGGUGCUUGUGUGCACAGCCACGUUGGCUUGGGGAGUCAACCUGCCGGCUCACACUGUCAUUAUCAAGGGCACUCAGCUGUACGACGCCAAAGUUGGCGGCUUCAGGGAGCUGGGGAUGCUGGAUGUGAUGCAGAUUUUUGGUCGAGCAGGGCGGCCGCAGUUUGACUCGAGUGGGGAGGGCAUCAUCAUCACAGCCCACAACCAACUCGCACACUAUCUCCGUCUCAUGACCCACCAACUGCCCAUCGAGUCCCAGUUCGUGGCAAUGCUGAAGGACAAUCUGAACGCAGAGGUGGUGCUGGGGACUGUCACCAACGUUAAGGAGGCGUCGGCCUGGCUGGGGUACACGUACCUGUUCGUGCGCAUGCAGGCCAACCCGCUAGCGUACGGCAUGACAUGGCAAGAUGUAGCCAUGGAUCCGGGCCUGGUGGCUCGGCGCCAGGCCUUGAUCACCGAGGCUGCUCGUUCACUGGACCGAGCCAAGAUGAUGAGGUUCGACGAGCGCAGUGGGCAGCUGUAUGUGACGGAGCUGGGGCGAGUGGCUAGUCACUUCUACAUCCGAUACACGUCUGUGGAAACUUAUAACGAGCUGCUGCGGCGACACAUGAGCGAGAGCGAGAUUGUGGAUCUCAUAGCCCGGUCAUCCGAGUUUGAGAACAUAGUGGUACGGGAGGAGGAGAUGCCUGAGCUCUUCACUCUGCGCUCCAAGUUCUGCCCUCUGGACGUGAAGGGCGGGCCAGAGGACAAGAUCGGAAAGAUCAACAUUCUCAUCCAGGUCUACCUAUCGCGCGGCUACCUCGAUUCCUUUUCGCUCAUCGCCGACACUGCCUAUGUAUCUGCCUCGCUGGGCCGCAUCACACGUGCGCUCUUUGAGAUCGCUCUAAAACGAGGAUGGUGCUCCCUGGCGGCAGCCCUGCUGGAGAUGGCGAAGGCGGUUGAUCAGCGGAUAUGGCCCCACCAACACCCUCUCAGGCAGUUUGAAUCCGUUAUUUCACAGGAGGUACUGUUCAAGCUGGAGGACCGAGGGUUGGAUCUUGACCGGCUUUGUGACAUGGACGACAAUGAGAUCGCUGCCAUCAUCCGCUCGCCCUACGCUGCCAAGCUGGUAUCCCAGAGUGUGUCUCAGUUCCCCUAUCUCGAGCUCGACGCACACAUCAGCCCCAUUACCCGCACUGUGCUCCAGGUGACGCUCUAUGUGACACCGACCUUCCAGUGGAAGGACAGAUUCCAUGGCAACUCCCAGCGCUGGUGGAUAUGGGUGGAGGACAGUGAGAACGAGCACAUCUACCACACGGAGUACUUCAUUCUCUCCAAGAAGAUGAUGGCGCAGGGCACACACACGCUCACCUUCACCAUCCCCAUCUUUGAGCCGCUACCUCCACAGUACUACGUGAAGGCCAUCUCAGACAACUGGCUUUCCUCCUCCUCCACCCAUACCAUCUCCUUCCGCCACCUCAUCCUGCCCGAGCGCCACCCCCCGCACACAGAGCUGCUCAAUCUGCGUCCUCUGCCCAUCACUGCACUGGGGGACCCCGAAGCCAUCGGGCUGUACGGCUUUUCGCACUUCAACCCCAUUCAGACUCAGGCCUUCCACACGCUCUACCACACCGACCACAGCGUGCUGCUCGGUGCUCCCACCGGCAGUGGCAAAACCAUUUCGGCUGAGCUUGCCAUGCUCAGGCUGUUCCGCACACAGCCAGGCAUGAAGGUGAUUUACAUAGCACCACUUAAAGCCCUGGUGCGAGAGAGGAUGGAGGACUGGGGCAAGAACUUCAUGCCAAAGCUUGGCAAGUGCAUGGUGGAGCUGACGGGAGAUCUAACCCCGGACAUGAAGCUGCUGGUGGCAGCUGAUGUGAUAGUGGCGACACCAGAGAAGUGGGACGGCAUCACACGCAGCUGGCACAACCGCUCAUAUGCGCAGACGGUGGGGUUGAUGGUGAUGGACGAGAUUCACCUGCUGGGGCAGGACAGAGGGCCAGUACUGGAGGUGAUUGUAUCGAGGAUGAGAUACAUCUCGGCCCGCACCUCCCGCCCCAUCCGCUUCCUCGGCCUCUCCACUGCUCUCGCCAAUGCCAGAGACUUAGCGGACUGGCUGGGCAUAGAGCGAGUGGGUCUGUUCAACUUCAAGCCCAGCGUGCGGCCUGUCCCACUAGACGUGCACAUCCAGGGCUAUCCGGGGAAGUUCUACUGCCCGCGCAUGAACGCCAUGAACAAGCCGCUCUACGCCGCCAUUGUCACCCACUCGCCUGUGAAGCCCGUGCUCGUGUUCGUCUCCUCAAGGCGCCAGACCCGCCUCACUGCGCUUGACCUUAUUCAGUACGCAGCAGCGGACGAGCGGCCGCGGCAGUUUGUGCAUGCGAGUGAGGAGGAGAUGGAUGCACACGUGGCCAUGGCCUCGUCGGCAGAGCUGAAGCACACGCUGCAGUUUGGCAUCGGGCUGCACCACGCUGGCCUCACCCAGGGGGAUCGAUCGCUAGUGGAGACGCUCUUUGCUGAGAGGAAGAUUCAGGUGCUCGUGUGCACGUCCACACUAGCAUGGGGUGUGAACCUGCCAGCCCACCUGGUGGUGGUGAAGGGAACGGAGUAUUUCGAUGGGAAGCAGAAGCGGUAUGUGGAGAUGCCCAUCACAGACGUGCUGCAGAUGAUGGGGCGCGCGGGGCGGCCUCAAUUCGACAACGAGGCCAAGGCGGUUAUUCUCGUGCAUGAACCCAAGAAGAGCUUCUACAAGAAGUUUCUGUACGAGCCGUUCCCUGUGGAGUCCUCGUUGCACCUGGUGCUGCACGACCAUCUGAACGCCGAGGUGGCGGGGGGCAGCAUAGCCAGCGUACAGGACGCCAUGGACUACCUCACCUGGACCUUCUUCUUCCGCCGCCUCCUCUGCAACCCCUCCUUCUAUGGCCUCUCUGACACCAGUGCGGAGUCCGUGAAUGUAUUCCUUUCGGAUCUCGUCAGCCGCACGCUCUCCGAUCUGGAUGCUGCCGGCUGCAUCGCCCUGCACGAGGACGGCAGUGUGGAUCCGCUGCCGCCCGGCCUGAUUGCCUCACAGUACUAUCUGCACUUCACCACCGCCGCACUGUUCACCGCCAAUCUCACUUCGCCGACCGCUGCUGCUGCAAUUACACUUGAGACAGUGCUGCAUGUGCUGUGUGGGGCGGCAGAGUUUGAUGAGCUGCCAGUCAGGCAUAAUGAGGAAUUUGUGAAUGCUGAGCUGGCGAAGCAUGUGCGCUGGAAGGUGGACCAUCGCACCUAUGACGACCCACACACCAAGACCAACCUCCUGCUGCAGGCGCACUUCUCCCGCCUGGCCAUGCCAAUGAGUGACUACGAGACGGACCUCAAGAGUGUGCUGGACCAGACCAUGCGAGUGCUGCAGGCCAUGAUUGACACUGCCGCUACAGCCGGCCAGCUACAGCCCGCUCUGCUCACCAUGCGCCUCACCCAGAUGGUCAUUCAGGCUGUCUGGUGCGACCUUGGCUCGCCCAUAGCCAUGCUGCCACAUGUCACGCCCUCGUUGGAGGAUGCACUCUCAGCUGCCAAGCUGGCAUCGCUAUCCGCGCUGCUGUCCGCCUCGCCACAUCACCUCCGCCAGCUCCUCUCCUCCCACCUCUCCCCUUCAGCUCGCGCUGACUUCCUUCAGGCUCUGGGAAUGCUGCCUCGAGUGUCCAUGUCAGUGCGUGUACUACCUUCCGGCACAGCUGAUGGGGAGAAGACGCCUGCAUCACAACCCAAGUCCGCCUCUCCUUCUAGUCCAGCAGCAGGAACAACAGCAGUGGUGGUGGAGGUGUCGCUUCGUCGCUCUCGACCACACCAGCCGCACUCUCUGCGUGCCUACACGCCUUUCUUCCCCAAGGUGAAGGAGGAGGGGUGGUGGGUGGUGGUAGCAGCAGCUGACUCCCCCGUCCUGCUCGCCCUCAAGCGUGUCUCCUUCACGCACCGACUCACCACUCGCCUGCAUGUGCCCGAGCUGCAGUUGUCAGUGAAGCAGCUGUCAGUCCAUCUCAUCUCUGACUGCUAUGUCGGGCUGGACCAGCAAGUGACCGUGUCAACAAACGCUGCUGCUUUAACUGCCCAAGGCACAAUUGGGCAAUAUACCAUCGAAAAUGUCGGGUUUGCCAUGGCUGCAGCUGCUGUUGCUGGAAAAGAGAAGAAGGGGAAUGUGCUGGGAGGUGGUGAAGGGGUGAGUGAAGGGCGUCAGGAUGGGCGAUCAUUUUCGGCGCUGCUGACGUCACAUCGCAGGCACAAGCUGUCCCACUCCAUCCUUGACCCACCUGCCACGUCACCACUCGACGACAACGCAGACCAACCGCCACGUCAGCAGAUGCAGUGGGACGCGUUCCGUACAGCGCGCAUGGCAGGCGCGGGCCUCUUGCUAUCCGGUCCGACGCUGCAUCUGUGGUUCACGCGCCUCGCCAGGUUCAUCCCAGGGACGGACGUGCCUCGCGUGCUGCUCAAGAUCACCCUCGGGCAGCUGCUGUACAGCCCUGUCUUCAACUCCGUUUUCUUCUCAAUCAACGCUGCUCUGCAAGGGGAAAACAAGGAGCAAAUAAUUGCUCGCUUGCGACGAGACCUGCUACCAACGCUCAUCAGCGGCGCCUGCUACUGGCCUGUCUGUGACUUCAUCACGUUCCGAUACGUCCCCGUGAGACUGCAGGUACUAACCAGCAACACUGCAGCUUUCUUCUGGACCAUCUACGUCACUUACAAAGCGAGCCUGGCUCCUGCUGCUGCUGCUGCUGCCACCACUGAUGCUGAUGCUGAUGAUAAUGCGUCUCAAUCGAAUUACAGCAAGGAAGAAUAG
This is a messenger RNA of Closterium sp. Yama58-4, 8796 nucleotides long. The record is from the annotation of a GenBank genome assembly. Lineage: Eukaryota; Viridiplantae; Streptophyta; Zygnematophyceae; Desmidiales; Closteriaceae.